UACGAGUAUAUCUCAAUUCAAAACGGUUUAAGUCUACUUCUCAAAUUUCCCAUCAGAAAUAUAAGAAAAUGUUAACAAACUGAUCAAACAACAAAUUAUUAAUAUGAGACCAAUAAAAAAGAUGUCAAAAACAAAUUUGUGUGAGUUCGGCUCAUAAUGGACAAUCUCAUACUAAUGUGAAUUAUGCACGACCGACGGAUCCAACAUCAAUAUGGUGGAGUAAAACAUUUCAAUAGUCUAUGUCAAAGUUGUUGAGUGAAAUCUCCAACCAAACUAUAUUAAAAAAAAGAGCAUCUAGAAAUACAAAUGAACAAAAACUAGGGUAAAAGAAUGGCAAAACUUAACAAAAACAAUCAAAACUUACCAAGUCACAUAAAAGAAGGAAAAAUUGUAGCAAAUUAUUUUAAGUGAAGCUUAAUAUCAUAGAACAAACACAUCAUUGCGUAAGAUUAUAGUAUAAAAUUUUGUGUCUUCCUCUUAACAUUAUAUGCAUUGUUGAAGUGUACUUCAAUUAAUUCAUGACAUUUAGGAACCAAUCUUUGUAUUUAUACAUAUCCAAUUCUUCUCAUUUCAAAUAAAACCUUUAUCCUCAUGAGCUAAACAUAUUGUUAUUCACUGUAUUAGUUUAUUUCUCGUUUUACAUCUUGAGUAUUUAAAAAAAUUGUUCCAAAUUAUGGAUUUAACCAUUCUUUUAGGAUUAACCAUAACAUUCAUAGUCAUACUUAUUACAAAAAAAUUCCAACUUUUUAUCAUUUCAAAAACAUGCUCAAAAAAACAAUUACCAUUUCCACCAGGCAAAAAAGGUUGGCCAUUAAUAGGAGAAACCCCAAGUUUUGUAUCAUCCCCAAAAAAAUUCAUACUUGAUAGAAUGAAAACAUACAACCGUAAUGCAUUUCAAACCUCCAUUGCUGGUGAAACAGUAGCUAUUCUAUGUGGGCCCGCAGCCAACAAAUUUAUCUUCUCUAAUGAAAACAAAUUGCUCAAAUUCUGGCUACCCUACUCUGUUUCUAAAGCUCUUGCUCAACAAAAUGCUAACCCUAAUUCAAAUUCUUAUAAAAUGGCUGAUGAAAUUGCCCAUAAGUUCCUAAAAUUAGACAAUAUACAAAAAUUUGUGGGUACUAUGGAUUCUAUGGCCCAACAACAUUUGGACACAUUUUGGGUACCCUCCCUCCAAGUUAAAGUACAUCCCUUAAUAAAAGAGUUCACUUUUGAGUUAUCUUAUAGGGUUUUUGUUGAGUAUUUUAACCCAAAUUUGAAGUCUUUGAAAGAAUUACGUGAUCCUUUUUUUGAAUUUAUUGAAGGGAUUUUAUCUACACCUCUUUAUGUCCCUGGGAUGCCUUAUUAUAAGGCUCUUAAAGCGUCGAAAAUUGUCCAAGAGAAGAUUUUUGAGAUGGUGGAGAAGAGAAAGAACAAAAUGGGGAAUGAUGAUCAUGAUCAUGAUCAAAUUGAUGGUGAUUUGUUGGGUAGAUUUUUGAUGGUUAGGGAUGAGGAUGGAAGUUGUGUAAGCAAAGAGGAUAUUGCUAGAGUUAUUGUUGGGUUUAUAUUUGCUAGUUUUUAUACAACUACUACUACUAUUGCCUUCACAAUUGCCUACCUUUCUAAACAUCCUCAUGUUUAUGAUAAAGUUUUGCAAGAACAAAUGAAUAUCAAAAGAUCGAAAGGAGAAGGAGAGCAACUCAAUUGGAUAGACGUUCAGAAAAUGAAGUACUCAUGGAAUGUAAUAUGUGAAACCAUGAGACUUAAACCACCUUCUCCAGGAGGUUUCAAGGAGGCUAUUACUGAUUUUAACUUUGCAGGGUUUCACAUCCCUAAAGGAUGGAAGAUACAUUGGAGUGCAUACUCAACAAAUAUGAAUCCCAAGUACUUUGAGAAUCCAGAGAAAUUUUAUCCAUCAAGAUUUGAAGGAAGUGGGCCAGCCCCUUAUACAUUUGUACCAUUUGGGGGUGGACCUAGAAUGUGUAUAGGAAAAGAAUAUGCUAAAAUAGAAACUCUUGUUUUUCUCCAUAAUUUAGUCACAAAAUUUAAAUUAAAAAUGGUUAAUCCCAAUGAAAAGAUUUUCUAUAAUCCAGACCCAAUUCCUGUGGAUGGUCUUAAAGUUCAUCUACAACUUCAUUCAUAGAACAUUAUAAAUCUUAAACAACAACCAUUUGUGUAUUAAAUUUAUUUCUUUUCAUGAUAAAUUUUAAAAAUACUUUUUUAUAUUUAAUUCAAUUCUCCUGUAUUAUAAUAAUUUGUAUAAAUGUAAAUUUUUAAGCAUCUCUAAUUAGUAAUUUAGCUUAUUUGUUGUGCUUAAGCAAUUGAUACCGUAGGAAAAUUAUUGUAAUAUGAUUACUUUUAUUAAUAAGUUAACAAA
This is a messenger RNA of Amaranthus tricolor (Joseph's coat), 2353 nucleotides long. Its product is annotated as beta-amyrin 6-beta-monooxygenase-like. Bases 674 to 2119 code for a protein of 481 amino acids. Gene Ontology annotation, biological process: sterol metabolic process. The transcript is spliced from 3 exons. NCBI's taxonomy places the organism in Eukaryota, Viridiplantae, Streptophyta, Magnoliopsida, Caryophyllales, Amaranthaceae. Gene Ontology annotation, molecular function: iron ion binding; heme binding; oxidoreductase activity, acting on paired donors, with incorporation or reduction of molecular oxygen. The record is from RefSeq and is a predicted model, not a curated record.